Molecule: messenger RNA, 1493 nt
Organism: Benincasa hispida (wax gourd)
Lineage: Eukaryota; Viridiplantae; Streptophyta; Magnoliopsida; Cucurbitales; Cucurbitaceae
Gene: HEME2
Product: Uroporphyrinogen decarboxylase
Biological process (GO): porphyrin-containing compound biosynthetic process
Molecular function (GO): uroporphyrinogen decarboxylase activity
Source: RefSeq, a predicted model, not a curated record
CCCUUAUCCUUUUUAUCCACAAUUGCGAUUCCCAUUCCCUUUCUCUCUGUCUUCUUCCCCAACAUAACACAUCUAAGCAGCCUCUUCACAGCAAAACGAUUUUGCAGUCACAGAGGGAGAUGAUAAAGACGAUUUACAGCAUUCUGAGCAUUUGAAUUUAAAUUUCUGCUCAGCAACAAGAUCAUGUCGUCCAUUCACAACAGCCCAUUACCUUGUUUCUCUGCUUCCUCUUCUUCUUUCCCCAGAAGAAAUCGAUGCGCUUCUUUUAAGCCUCGAAUCCAUUGUUCUCUUGGAGGAACUGUAGCAGAACCAAAAGCUACCACUUCUGCAGAACCAUUGUUGCUUAAUGCUGUUCGUGGAGAGGAUGUGGAAAGACCCCCAGUUUGGUUGAUGAGGCAAGCAGGGAGGUACAUGAAGAGUUACCAAAUCAUUUGUGAAAAAUACCCUUCGUUUCGUCAAAGGUCAGAAAAUACAGAUCUUGUUGUGGAAAUUUCACUUCAGCCAUGGAAUGUCUUUAAGCCUGAUGGGGUGAUCUUAUUCUCAGACAUUCUCACUCCGCUUUCAGGGAUGAAUAUUCCCUUUGACAUUGUCAAAGGUAAGGGUCCGAUCAUCGCCAAUCCUAUAAGUGAAGCUGCCCAAGUUGACCAAGUGAGGGAAUUUGUCCCUGAAGAAAAUGUUCCAUAUGUUGGGGAAGCUCUGACGAUUCUGCGAAAAGAGGUUGACAACAAAGCAGCAGUUCUAGGUUUCGUUGGGGCUCCUUUCACCCUUGCUUCGUACGUGGUUGAAGGUGGUUCGUCGAAGCACUUUUCCAAAAUAAAAAGGCUCGCUUUCUCUCAGCCAAAGGUUCUUCAUGCAUUACUCCAGAAGUUUACAAGCUCAAUGGCGAGGUACGUUCAAUACCAAGCAGACAAUGGGGCGCAAGCAGUUCAAAUCUUUGAUUCAUGGGCCACAGAGCUCAGCCCUGUGGACUUCGAAGAAUUCAGUCUCCCAUACUUGAAGCAGAUUGUCGAAUCUGUGAAGAAAACACAUCCAAACCUUCCACUGAUUCUUUAUGCAAGUGGAUCUGGGGGCUUACUUGAGAGGCUGGCUUCAACUGGUGUCGAUGUUGUUAGCUUAGAUUGGACAGUCGAUAUGGCUGAAGGUAGGAGGCGAUUAGGAGCAGAUGUAGCAGUUCAGGGUAAUGUCGACCCCGGUGUUCUCUUCGGUUCCAAGGAAUUUAUCACCCAAAGGAUAAAUGAUACUGUGAAGAAGGCAGGUAAAGGGAAGCACAUUUUGAAUCUAGGUCAUGGCAUUGUUGUGGGUACACCUGAGGAAAAUGUAGCUCAUUUCUUUGAGGUUGCUAAAGGAAUUAGGUAUUAGUGGAUUGUUGAGAUUGAUUCAUUCUGUUUAGUUGAAUUUUUGCAGUGUUGUAAACUUAAUCUUCUCUUUGUUGCUCUCAAAGAGCAUAUAGAGACUGAUUCUUGAUAAUAUUAAUUUAGUUCUUGAUUAAACUA